CCCUUCGCUCGGCAAUACAUCUCGGCAAUUUAGCCAGAGGAGACUCGAGGGAAAGAGAGUUACGUGCUGUGGUGACGGGGAGAAUGGCAGCCAUACACCGAGAAGCGAUACAGAAACAGAUUCAACAGGACUGGGCUAACCGCGAAUACAUAGAAGUUAUCACCGGCAGUAUUAAAAAGAUCACGGAUUUUCUUAACUCUUUUGAUAUGUCUUGUCGGUCGAGGAUAGCGGUCCUCAACGAAAAGCUAACGACCCUCGAGCGGCGAAUCGAAUAUCUCGAGGCAUGCGUCACAAAGGGCGAGACGCUGACGUAAUGCUUCCACGCAUGUGAUACGACGUCCUUUUUACAAUCCCUUUUAUUUCCUGUACUAGAACGUGAAUAAAUACAUGACGAAAGACA
Molecule: messenger RNA, 400 nt
Organism: Vollenhovia emeryi
Lineage: Eukaryota; Metazoa; Arthropoda; Insecta; Hymenoptera; Formicidae
Gene: HSPC300
Product: probable protein BRICK1-B
Exons: 3
Coding region: 84-314 (76 amino acids)
Biological process (GO): cell motility; regulation of actin polymerization or depolymerization; actin filament organization
Cellular component (GO): SCAR complex
Molecular function (GO): protein-containing complex binding
Source: RefSeq, a predicted model, not a curated record